GAGGCCAAAGCCUGGCCAUGGAGGGAUGCUGGGAGACAGAGGUGACCAAUGGCUCAGAGAGCAGCUCGGACUUCAACCCGAUGAAGGAUUACAUGAUUCUGAGUGAUGCCCAGAAGAUAGCUGUGGCGGUGCUGUGUACCCUGCUGGGCCUGCUGAGUGCCCUGGAGAACAUGGCGGUGCUCUACCUUAUCCUGUCCUCGCAGCGGCUCCGCAGGAAGCCCUCGUACCUCUUCAUUGGCAGCCUGGCUGGGGCUGACUUCCUGGCCAGCAUCAUCUUUGCCUGCAACUUCGUCAUUUUCCACGUCUUCCACGGUGUUGACACCAAGGCCGUCUUCCUGCUGAAGAUCGGCAGUGUGACCAUGACCUUCACAGCCUCUGUAGGCAGCCUGCUGCUGACCGCUGUUGAUCGGUACCUAUGUCUGUGCUACCCACCCACCUACAAGGCUCUAGUCACCCGUGGGAGGGCACUAAUGGCCCUUUGUGUCAUGUGGGUCCUCUCGGCAUUGAUCUCCUACCUGCCACUCAUGGGAUGGACCUGUUGUCCUAGCCUGUGCUCUGAGCUUUUCCCACUCAUCCCCAAUGACUACCUGCUGGGCUGGCUCCUCUUCAUUACCGUUCUCUUCGUUGGCAUCAUCUACACCUACGGGUAUGUUCUCUGGAAAGCCCACCAACAUGUAGCCAGCCUGGCAGAGCACCAGGAAAGGCAGGUGCCUGGGUUAGCUCGGAUGCGGCUAGAUGUGAGGUUGGCCAAGACCCUGGGGCUGGUACUGGCCGUUCUCCUCAUAUGCUGGUUCCCUGCCUUGACUCUCAUGGCCCAUAGCUUGGUCAGCACGCUGAGUGACCAGGUCAAGGAGGCCUUCGCCUUCUGUUCCAUGCUGUGCCUGCUUAACUCUAUGAUCAAUCCUAUCAUUUAUGCCCUGCGAAGUGGAGAGAUCCGCUCCACUGCCCAGCACCGUCUGGUAGGCUGGAAGAAGCAUCGACGAGGACUCGGGUCUGAGGGAAAAGAAGAAGCCCCAAGGUCCUCAGUUACAGAGACAGAGGCUGAUGUGAAAACCACCGUGGUGCCUGCUUCCAGAAGUCCAGGCUGCUCCAAUUGCUGA
Molecule: messenger RNA, 1100 nt
Organism: Microtus ochrogaster (prairie vole)
Lineage: Eukaryota; Metazoa; Chordata; Mammalia; Rodentia; Cricetidae
Gene: Cnr2
Product: cannabinoid receptor 2
Biological process (GO): G protein-coupled receptor signaling pathway
Cellular component (GO): membrane
Molecular function (GO): cannabinoid receptor activity
Source: RefSeq, a predicted model, not a curated record